CACCCCUGAAUCUGCAACUUGUGAACAGUGGGAAAGAGCUGGAGGUUCGAGCUCGGAGCAUGAUAAGCAUGAUACACCCUGAGCCCCCAGACAACAAACCCAGUCCGGCUGAGAACAUUUUCCUGACGGCUUUUGAGGUCAGUGGUCAUGUUUAAACCAAGGACCCCCAUGUGCUGAUCGAAUAACAGCACAACUCCUCAUUUCUCCCAGCGACUAUUCGAAAAGAUCCGGAGGGUCAGUUGAGUGAGGUCAGGAAAAUGGGACCGCAGAGCUUCCAACAUUUCCCCGCUCAUCAUUACUUCGUCCGUGUCUACAGGCACGUCGCAGUCAUGCUGGCCCUUCUAAACAGAACGGCCACCUUCCUAUCGUCCGAGGAAUGGAGGACCGUCCCCUGGAAGUUUCAUCCCAAAUCAGCCCUGGAUCGCCUUCUCGAUAUCUUGUUUCUCAGCCCCGGCCUGUUCGUCCGCACUGAUGCCCUCGUUCCUGCACCUGCAACAACCACCCGUCGUACGAAGGCACAAAAGCUCCUUCACGACUGCCUAGCCGUGGAAUCCCAGCUAGACCACUGGCAUGCCACGCUUACUGGGCCGGGGGAAGGAGAACCAAUCGCCCGCCCGAUCUACUGGGCCGAGGACACGGAGUCUCCCUCGGCCAUCGUCGACCCACAACACAAUCCCUUUGCCGGCUGUCUGGCAUUCAGGGACGACCCCACGGCACUUGCACUUCUUACCUACUGGACGGCCUUGCUCCUGCUCAACGCCUCCAGUAACCGCGUACACGCAGCCGUUUGCGCGCCGGUCCUUGACGAUUAUCCUAAUCUGUAUCCAGAUCUUCCCCCGAGCUUACGAAUCGAUGCCAGUAAGUAUCGGCAGGGCAGGGAGUACGCAUCCUGCAUUUGCAGGGGCCUAGACUUCGCCCUCGCCGCAGGAGUCCAGGUCGACGCGCUCGUGGCUCCCCUGGUUGUAGCGCAAGGAGUGUAUCGAGAGAUAAAUACUGCCUCGAGAGAUGGAGAAUUGGAAGUCGUAUGGUGUGAAGCCUUUCGCGAAGGGUUGGUGACAACGGGCCAAUACAUAGUGGAAAGCAUCUCCAGUCGCAGUUGGGUUGAAGCAGGGCAGUUCUGAGCAGUUCCUGCUUCCCGUUUUUCUUCAUUUCCAUUUCGAAUCAAACUUAGUGGCAUCUUAGACCAGACCACCCGGAGCUGGUCUUCAUCGGCGCGGCCAUAGUCAGGUAUCUCGUUUGUCUGCUUGUCUGCUGAGGACGAAAGUCGGGCAAUUUAAGAUGUGCAAAGUACUC
Sodiomyces alkalinus F11 is the source of this 1293-nucleotide messenger RNA. RefSeq lists its product as hypothetical. The transcript has 2 exons. Lineage: Eukaryota; Fungi; Ascomycota; Sordariomycetes; Glomerellales; Plectosphaerellaceae. Bases 258 to 1121 code for a protein of 287 amino acids. The record is from RefSeq and is a predicted model, not a curated record.